AUGUUCAGCUUGCUUCCCUGGCCCUCUACUAUAGGGAAUAAGGUGGAAGAGGUCAAAAUGCUGGCCCCAAAUUGCACAGAUAUCAAUACUCUGCUGCCACUCAAACGCAAACGUUCCGACUCCCACGCGACCGAUGCGCCCGUCCCGACGAAAGUCUGCCCGGAUUCGAUUGCUACGCGCCCAACUCCCGUGAUCGCAACUGAAUCGGUCCUGCCCCCUUCUACUCCAACUGUCUCGUCAAACCCACCGGUCGCAUCCGCGCGUCCGACGGCGCAGGACGCCGUCGUCGCCGGACCUAGUGUGACUCGACUUCGGGAAACCAUCACCGCCCAGCUGAGCUUGGAGGUUUUGCUCAAGCACAACGAACUUCGUCUCAUUGACCAAGAAAUCGCCAAGUGUCAAGUCGCUCUGGAACAGUUGCGACGCUGUGGCGAAAUCCCGUAUCCUGGAUCCCGUGUUGCGGGUGUCUCGCCGGAUGUGAGCUCGGGAACGGGCGCGUCAGUGUUGGCACCUGGAAAUGGUCCGGCGCCGAUGUCGCCUGCGCCGUGGGGAGUCACGGAAGGCCCGUACGCCCGUCACUACGCACGGUGGUUGCUUCCCGAUCCUCGCUUUGACGGAGGUGACGUCGACUCUGGAACGCUGGCAAAUUCGCUGGUUGAAGGUCGGUCGACACGCGGGAAUCCUGGUGAGAUGGGCAUGCUGGCGGGUAAGUCUCGUCCCCAGCGUGGCUCAACGGGCGCGAAGCACACUGCACUGUCGGCUGGUUACCCCGUGGUCAAGGAGAAGUCUGGGCCGAUGCUCAUCCGGCGCAAGUCGGAUGGUGUCCUGGUCAAGCUGGUCUGUCUGGACUGCCGGCGCGAUAACUUCUCCAGCACCCAGGGAUUUAUUAACCACUGUCGCAUCGCACACAACCGCAACUUUGCCAGUCACGACGCGGCUGCCAUGGCCUGUGGUCAGUCUGUUCAGGUGGACGACGCCGGGAUUGUGGUCGGUGGCUCUGCUGAGCCCACUGCCAAUCCAACAACCCCAGGCUACGUGCAUCCUUUGAUCCGCUCUACCCACGUUGCUACAACCCCUUGGAAGUCUCUUCAUACCUCUAAGGACUUGAUCACCCCCCCGGAAACCGACUGCCGUCUCCGUUGCCACUCCUCCCUCGACUGCUGA
This is a messenger RNA of Penicillium robsamsonii, 1164 nucleotides long. RefSeq lists its product as uncharacterized. The transcript has a single exon. The record is from RefSeq and is a predicted model, not a curated record. NCBI's taxonomy places the organism in Eukaryota, Fungi, Ascomycota, Eurotiomycetes, Eurotiales, Aspergillaceae. Bases 1 to 1164 code for a protein of 387 amino acids.